AUGGAGCCGGACCCCGGCCUGCACGUCACAUCAGAGCUGCAACGAGGAGGGCACAGGCACCAGGAGCAGAACCUGGCUCAUCAUCGCCGACCAGGAGUCUCAGGCUUGCAGUCCUGCUGUCUGACCCAGCUGGAUGUGGAGAUGCUGGGCAGCUGCCCUGCAUGGCAGAAGCGGGAGCAUGGAGCUGGUCAAGCACGAGCACACACUGGCUGGCGUGGAGCUCUGUCCGCCAACUCUGCAGCUGACCUGGUCCUGGCUGCUGGGCCCGUGGGAGCCCCGAGGACUCGCAGGACCACAUCACUCUUCCACCUCCCAGGGGACUUCAUCAGUCCUGAGCUUCAGAAGCAACUAGAACAACACCUUCACCAGAGAUUCACACAACACUGCUGCGGACUGUCCCCCCAGGCCGCAUCAGGGAGCAGCCAGAACAUGCAGAAAAUGGGGUCCACAGGCCUAGCCAAGUUGCAACUUGUGAAGAUCCCAAGUAAGGAUCUGAGGCACUGUCUAAAGAGGGUCCUAGAAGAUCUACCCAGGUCUUUGGAAAGCAGCUCAGGGAAGGUUCUAGGGGCCACCUCUGAGAAAAAGUCAGAAAGGGACUGGAUGAGGCCAUCAAGAAGUGAGUCAGGAAAGGAUUCACCAAAGAGCCCAGACAAGAAGCAUCAAGCAGACAUCACGAAAGUCCACUUGCACAGGAAACUGUAGGAGAUAAACGAGGGCGUGAUCCCUGUGGGUGUUCAACAUCCAGGCUUGCUAAUGCUUCGGCUUGUCUCCUCCAGAGAACUCAAACCUUCACGUGCAAACUGGAAAUCUAGCAUCCCCCAAGGCCACUUCAGGAAAAAGAUCAGGUGUUUUCUACAGUGGAUUUUCCCCAGUAAAAAAACCAAAGGGUGGAAAGAUCCCCUGCAAAAAGGCAAGCCCACAUCAGCCCCUGCCCAGAGCCAGGAGCCAGUCCCAAGCAGACUGUUUGUGGACAACAGGGUGGCUGAAGCCCAGGCGCUCAUGACCACUGUUGGAGGGACCCUAGAGGAGAAAAUGGGGCUCCACCAUGAACUUCCUGCCUCAAAGGCCCCAGUGGGAGGCCAGAGCGCCCCCCUGCGUUUAAAGGCGAAGCUUCUGUCCCCGGAACAGCGCGCCCGGGUGGGGCUCCUGCGCGGAGGCGCGGGCUUCUCCGUGUCGGUGCGUCUGCCUUUACUUACCAGCCAGUUCCACUGA
Molecule: messenger RNA, 1212 nt
Organism: Galeopterus variegatus (Sunda flying lemur)
Lineage: Eukaryota; Metazoa; Chordata; Mammalia; Dermoptera; Cynocephalidae
Product: spermatogenesis-associated protein 31A6-like
Exons: 7
Source: RefSeq, a predicted model, not a curated record